CGGGUCAGGACGUGCGCGCGCCCGAACAAACGUCACUCCAUUCGCCUGCACAGUCUUGCUCUUUUUUUUUUGGGCAUUUUGUCAAACACGACUUUUAAUCCGCUCCGAGUUUUUACUCGGUACAGACUUUGGUCUCUUGUCAUCCGUCCGGAAGUGUGUUCCGUCCGUACUUGCACCCUGCAAUAAUAAAGUGAUUACAUUAUACCAAAAGUGCAUUUUUUUCGUCGAUACUUCGACAAAGAAAAAUAAGAAAAAGAAAACGUCGCUUGUGUGGUUCUUGUGUAUUGAUACAUAUACGGAGUAAGUGCACUGCACGUACAGACGAAAAAGAGGCCCCGAGUUUUUCGAGCUCUUCGCCAGCCACACGCAUAUAAAAGUACAGCAGCAGCAGCAGUAAUAUAACAACAGCAGUCGACCGACGCAGCUCUCUCAUAAAUACACACACGGAGGUUGUGUGUUGUGUGCUGUGCUGUGUGCUGCGUUGGCCUGGCCAUAUAGCUCGAGCGAGACAGAAACAGCUGCUUCCGAUUCACGACUCGCAAGCUGCAGCGCACCACCCGUGAAUUCGUCCUCGCUGCGUGUCCCUCAAAGUCGCAACCACGUUGCCAGCAACGCUAGCCUCGGCAGCUGAGCUGGAAGCUGCCAACCAGCAACGAGUCGCCUGUCUAGCCGCAGCUCUGUACCCGGGUAAUUUAGCGGCGGCCGCGGCGGCAGCGGCUCCUGCACAGGCGGUAGCGGCGGCGGCAGCAGCAGCGGCGGCGGUAGCUGCUCAACAGCAGCAGCAGCAGCAGCAGCAGUCCAGCACGGCCAACCAGAACGGGCACCAGCAGCAGCUAGCUGCGGCCCGUGCCAACGCCACAGAAAUUAGUAGCGAACUACUGAGGAUGCUGAUGCCCGGAGCAGCGGGUCUCGCGGGCCCCGGGGGCGUACCCGGCGCGGGAGCCGGGCCCAAUCACAACGACCUGAUGGCCGGACUGGGCGCCGUGGCGGGCGACACGCCCCAGCCCAAGGACACCACCUGGACCAAGCUCUUCGUCGGCGGCCUGCCGUAUCACACGACCGACAAGAGUCUGCGCGAGCACUUCACCGUCUACGGCGACAUCGAGGAAGCCGUCGUCAUCACGGACAGACAGACCGGCAAGAGCCGUGGUUAUGGUUUCGUCAUCAUGGGUGACAGGCCCGCCGCGGAGCGCGCCUGCAAGGAUGCGAAUCCGAUAAUCGACGGCAGAAAGGCCAACGUCAAUCUGGCCAUACUUGGCGCCAAGCCAAGGGGCAAUCUACAAGCCGGUGAGUCGUCGCUCAUACCGUUCCCCUUCUCGGCUGGAAUACGCGCCGGCUACCCCGCAGUUUUACCAGGACAGUAUGGAGUACCACCUGGCUACAUGUACCAAUCGCCGUAUCUGGCGACAGCCGCGCCGGGCGCCCUGGUCCAGCUCCCUGGCCAGCAGCUGAAUCACGCGGCAGCGAUAGCCGCCGCAGCGGCCUCGCAGUUCUAUGAUUUUCAAAGCGCAGCAGCCGCGGCUGCCAGCGCCUACCCGGCUGGGGCCUACAACUUCGCCGAGGCCUAUCCGUACACGACGGCGGCAGCAGCUGGUAUGUCCGGCUUAAAAAUUGCCUCGAAGGCACCCGCGAUCAUGCACACAGGACCACCACUACCAACUCAUCACCAGCAUCAUCAACAACAACAGCAGCAGCAGCAGCAGCAGCAGAAACAACAGCAGCAGCAGCAGUCACACUCGAGUCCCCAGACGAACGGCAGUCCCGUUCAGUUCGGCGGGCCCCACUUGAUGGAACAGACAAUGUUGCCGCAAUUUAUGCCCUCGAUGCUGCGCGGCAAUGCUAACGCAGCGAGUUACGUACCUUACACGGCCUACGCAGCUUUGCCUGGUGCAGCGGGUAUACCAGCCGCAGCGACGGCCGCAGGAGCCUUUCCCGGGCUUCCUUACCAAGCUGCACCACAGGAAGCGCGACUUCCAUAAUUUUAAGGAAAAAAUGACAUCGAAAAUACAACUGAAUCCAGGUUGAGACGAGAUAUUCUUCGGCUACUUUACCAAAAAAAAAAUAUCACUCUCUCGAUCGGAAGACAGAUGAAUUUACAUCUUUUCUUGAUACUUCACCGCUCACAUAGUUUAUUUCGUUUAUUAAUAGGAAAAAUUCGACGAGGUUAAUAAUCAGCGGCGAACUGUCUUGGAAAAAGAUGUGCGAAAAUAAUUAUGUUAUUUUUAAGUUAUAACGAUGUAUUACUAUGUCAAAAAACAAUCGACUACAAUUUUUUAACAAGCUCAAAAGUAUUUGGUGCUGUUAGAGUAUGAGAUUUUUGUCUUAUCACUUGUUCAAUCGCAAGUUGAUGCACGCACGUAAUAUACAAAAAUGAAUUCAAUCGAAAGAUUUAUUUUAAAUUAAAAAAAAUAAUAAUAAUCGAAUCAGGUACAAUGCCAUUUCCUUGAAUUAUUCAAUUGUUAUAACGAACGUGACCUGCGAAUAAGAAUAUUUAUUAAUUAAAAGCUAGUGUAAUAUAUAAUUGUCAAAAAAAUUACUCUUUAUAUAGUGAAGCUGCAGACUAACGCGCAAGCUUUGAAGGCUCGACAGCAAAAGCCUCCCAAAGAUACGCUAGAUAUUAUAUAAUGAAGUUUGUAAAUCGAUGAACGUAAAGUUUUGUAGCGAGUUUGACGGCGAAAAAAUUAAAGAGAUGCUUCGAAUGAUCAUUGACAGCUGAAAAUAUCAAAGCACAAAUAGUUAAAAGGAAAAGCUCCCGAGAAGAUGCGUGUAUUUUUUAAUUUAUAUACUAUAUACGAACAUGCACGUAUAACCAUAAGGAUGAGAAUGUGCGAGUAAAUGAAUGAAAAUAUUUAUGACGACAAAAUAAAAAAAAAUGUUGUUGUGUGAAUGUAAGUUCAAGCAGAAAACUAGUGGAAAUCUAGAUUUUUUAAAUUAUUAUUACUUUAUUAAAACAACUAUCAUGUAAUUAUUCUAUAUUAUUACUCAUAAUUCAAAUCUCGAAAUCUUAUUGAAUUGACAUUCAUUUGUUCUCUUGCAAAUUGAUGAGGAAUAAAAUGUAUAUUAAAAAAUAUCGUUGACUAUAUUUGAUGAGAAACAAUAAAUAAGAAUUAAUUUCAAAUUUAUCUUACAACUAUUAACUCUCUGAUACAUUAUAAAUAAAUACCAAUGGUGCAUCCAGAUGGAAAUAAUCGUUACCACGGAUGAUCAAAAGUUACCUGGUAGAAAUUUUUUUUCAAUUUUCCAUGCAUAAUAAUUUAUAACUAUUCUUCAAAGGAUGCAAUGAAUUGAUUGUUGCCUUACAAAACUACAAACACAAUUAACAGUUGCUCAUUCGCAGUAUUUGAUUGUAUGCUUGAAUAAAAAAUACAUCUGACCAAUCACAGUGCCUUUCAACGGUAUUAAACUUCAAUGAAUUAU
Molecule: messenger RNA, 3417 nt
Organism: Trichogramma pretiosum
Lineage: Eukaryota; Metazoa; Arthropoda; Insecta; Hymenoptera; Trichogrammatidae
Product: RNA-binding protein 24-B-like
Exons: 6
Coding region: 885-1979 (364 amino acids)
Cellular component (GO): cytosol
Molecular function (GO): RNA binding
Source: RefSeq, a predicted model, not a curated record